This is a messenger RNA of Centrocercus urophasianus (Greater sage-grouse), 2325 nucleotides long. RefSeq names its product solute carrier family 16 member 12 (gene SLC16A12). Gene Ontology annotation, molecular function: monocarboxylic acid transmembrane transporter activity. Gene Ontology annotation, biological process: monocarboxylic acid transport; transmembrane transport. The record is from RefSeq and is a predicted model, not a curated record. Lineage: Eukaryota; Metazoa; Chordata; Aves; Galliformes; Phasianidae.
AUGCGCGUUGUUAACGAGGUGUUUCACUUUCCUACCUUUUCGGCGGCUCUACGUUCAUCGAAGGUUCUUAGCGAACCCCUUCGGGCUCCCACGUCAGCGGCUGGAAGUGCCCCGGGAGCGCCGCCGCUGCGGGACCCCCGCCCCCGGUCCACCUGCGGGCACUGCGCCGUGCGGGCUCGCGUUCCGGGCCGGCGCCCCACGGCUCGGGCGCGGGCAGGGGGCGGAUUUUUCAGAUGUUUGGGAGCAAACACCAUUUGCUUCCUUGGGGAGAAGUUUGGCCGUCGGUCCUGGACGUACGGUUGCGUAAGAGGCCGUCCGAGAGACCCGCGGCUGUCGGGGAGCGGCCGGAGAGUGAGGACAGAUGGCGAGCAGCCUCUGGGCCCCCCUUCUCUGGUGUGUGUUGGUGGGAACCAACCAGCAUUGCUGAGAGGAGGAAGAGGAGCAUCGCCCCGUCACAACAUGGCCCCACGUGCCGGCCCACCUGAUGGUGGCUGGGGCUGGAUGAUUGUGGCCGGCUGCUUCCUGGUCACUAUCUGCACCAGGGCUGUGACGAGGUGUAUCUCCAUCUUCUUUGUGGAGUUCCAGGCCUAUUUUGGGCAGGAUUAUGCCAGAACAGCUUGGAUCCACUCCAUUGUCGACUGUGCCACGAUGCUCUGUGCACCGCUUGGGAGUUUAAUCAGUAAUCAUGUAUCCUGCCAAGUUGGUAUCAUGCUAGGAGGGCUGCUCUCAUCUACUGGACUAAUUCUGAGUUCCUUUGCCACCAGCCUGGAACAUCUCUAUUUAUCAUUAGGAGUCCUUACAGGACUUGGAUUUGCUCUCUGUUAUUCUCCAGCUAUUGCAAUGGUGGGCAAAUACUUCAACAAAAGGAAGGCCCUGGCUUAUGGAAUAGCUAUGUCUGGAAGUGGAAUCGGUACCUUCAUCCUGGCUCCUGUGGUUCAACUUUUAAUCGAGCAGUUUUCCUGGCGUGGAGCAUUACUUAUCCUAGGAGGUUUUGUCCUGAACCUCUGUGUCUGUGGUGCCUUGAUGCGACCUAUUGCCCUUGAGGAGGACCGUAAAACUGUUCCGGGACUUCUUGAAAAAGAUUAUGUCCCUGAAGCACAGAAACAAGACUUGAAGAGAAUGUCUCUCUGUUCACCUUUAAUCAAAACAUGGUCACAUGAGUGUUUAUGUUACUGUUCAUGGAAGGAGUAUGACUUUUUACUCAUGCCAGGCUUCAUGGUGCUAGCAGUGUCUGUUUUAUUUAUGGCAUACGGCUGCAGCCCUCUGUUUGUCUACUUAGUGCCUUAUGCUUUGAGCGUUGGAGUGAGCCAUCACCAGGCUGCCUUCCUCAUGUCCAUACUUGGCGUCAUUGAUAUCAUUGGUAAUAUCACCUUUGGAUGGCUAACAGACAGAAGGUGUCUGAAAAAAUAUCGGUACUUCUGCUACCUCUUUGCUGUAGGAAUGGAUGGCCUCUGCUGCCUUUUCCUACCAGUUCUCCAAAACUUCCCCUUGCUUGUGCCUUUCUCAUUUACCUUUGGAUACUUUGAUGGUGCCUAUGUAACGCUGAUCCCUGUUGUGACGGCAGAUGUAGUGGGAACUUCUUCUUUAUCAUCAGCACUGGGUGUUGUGUACUUCCUGCAUGCCAUACCAUAUCUAGUGAGCCCACCCGUUGCAGGUUGGCUUGUGGAUACAACUGGCAGUUACACGGCAUCAUUCCUCCUGUGUGGAUUUUCUAUGAUAUUUAGUUCAGUGUUAUUAUGUUUUGCCAGAGUGGCAAAGAAAAUGAAGAGGACGCGUUUGAAGUCACUCUCCAACGAUGCUCACAGCAAACAGCACAUCUGGACAAAUGGAGCAAUAGCUUAUUCUGUCACAGGAGAAUUAGACCACAAGGAUGCUGAGUUUUUGCCUGUGGACACGAACAGCUACAGCAACAGAUGACAAUCACUGUCAAGAUUCAGUACUGUGCAACUACGAUGAGACAGAGGAGACUGCAUCAUGUUGCAGUGCUGAAAAUGAUAGUCCUGUGACACAAGGCCAGUUAGAUAUUUCUAUCAUGUUUUGAUAGGCUAGGAUCUGCAAACAGCAUAGGAAGUUGAAGCAGUAGUAGAUCAAAACUAUACUGAGAAUAGAGUUGGUAGAUAAAAGUUUCAACAGAUUUAGUUCUAAAGCAGUAUGUUGACUCCACAGGUAACCUGAAAAAAUAUAAUUGGCUAUGAUCAAAAGAAAACAAUAAAGUAAUCAGUCACCAAAGAUGAAAAAUAAUGUUUAAAUUAUUUUAAAAAUAUUAUUAAUGAAAUAGACAUUUCAGUGUUCCUGUCUGUUAGUUUUCAAUGGAGUAAUCACAGG